AUGUAUUCAGCUGGCUCUGGGUCACAAUCUGUAGUUGUUGGUGAUUUCAACAACGACACUCGACUAGAUAUCGUUGUCGCCAAUUCGGGUAGCAAUGAUGUGAGUGUCCUACUGCAAUAUAAUAGAGGAGCGAUAGCAUAUAAAAUGGCGUAUGCAUCUGGAGGUGGAUCUAGCCUACAAUGCUUAGUGAUUGGGGAUUUUAACGACGAUACUAACCUGGAUAUCGUCUUAGCUAAUUAUGGCACUAAUAAUAUCGGCGUCCUUGUCGGAUAUGGAACUGGUAGUUUUGAAAACCAAAUGAUGUUCAGCACUGGUGCGAAUUCUCAUCCGAUUUCCAUCGCGGUUGGCGACUUCAAUGGUGACAGCAUAGCGGAUAUUGCUUUAGCCAAUAAUGGUACCAAGCAUGUAGAUCUGAUGCUUGGAAGUGGAAACGGAAAAUUUGCAAUUCAAACAAGUUAUCAAAUUAGUUUUGAUUCACCUCCGUUAGUGAUGGCUUCUGGUGAUUUUAAUAAUGACAAACGAUCGGAGAUCGUGAUUGCUAACGGUGGAAGUAAUCAUGUGGAUAUCUUUGUUGCGUACAAUCAUGGUUCUUUUGAAAAUCAAAGAAGAUAUUCAGCUGGCUUUUGGCCACGAUGUGUAGCUAUUGGUGAUUUCAACAACGACACUCGGCUAGAUAUCGUUGUCGCCAAUAGGGAUAGCAAUGAUGUGAGUGUCCUUCUUGGAAAUGGAAAUGGUUCUUUUGAAAAUCAAAGAAGGUAUUCAGCUGGCUCUUUUCCAGCAUCUGUAGUUGUUAGUGAUUUCAACAACGACACUCGCCUAGAUAUCGUUGUCGCCAAUUCUGGUAGCGAUGAUGUGAGUGUUCUUCUUGGAAAUGGAAAUGGUUCUUUUGAAAAUCAAACAAGGUAUUCAGCUGGCUCUUCUCCAGCAUCCGUAGUUGUUGGUGAUUUCAACAACGACACUAGACUAGAUAUCGCUGUCGCCAAUUAUUAUAGCAAUGAUGUGAGUGUCCUUCUUGGAAAUGGAAAUGGAAAUGGUUCUUUUGAAAAUCAAACAAGGUAUUCAGCUGGUUCUUGGCCACAAUCUGUAGUUGUUGGUGAUUUCAACAACGACACUCGACUAGAUAUCGUUGUUGCC
This is a messenger RNA of Rotaria sp. Silwood1, 1134 nucleotides long. The record is from the annotation of a GenBank genome assembly. Lineage: Eukaryota; Metazoa; Rotifera; Eurotatoria; Philodinida; Philodinidae.